This is a messenger RNA of Scophthalmus maximus (turbot), 1543 nucleotides long. It is a transcript of the gene bhlha15, whose product is annotated as basic helix-loop-helix family, member a15. Bases 222 to 782 code for a protein of 186 amino acids. The record is from RefSeq and is a predicted model, not a curated record. Gene Ontology annotation, molecular function: protein dimerization activity. The transcript has 2 exons. Lineage: Eukaryota; Metazoa; Chordata; Actinopteri; Pleuronectiformes; Scophthalmidae.
CAGCAGCCGCCUCCUCUGAUUGGCUGAGCAGCGCGACGUGGACAUCAGUCAGCUACAGGUGGCGCAGGCACAUGUGACGCGUGUCUGUGAGAGAGAGCGCACCGCUGCUCGCCUCUUCCCCUUCUCGUGACGGCGCUGAUGAGCAGGAACAGUGGGACCAACUUCCAAGGCCCAUUGAAGCUGUGAGAUCUGUGAGAGAGCGAGUUGAAGGAGGCCGCAGGAUGAAGUCCAAAGGGAAGGCCGUGAAACCAUCCAGCAGGACCUGGUCUGACCCGGAGCCAGAGCUAGAGCCGGACACGGAACCGGAACCCGGCUCCAGCGAGCAGGAAGGCUCAGAGGCGUCGGUGCGGAUCGGCGGCACCUGGAAGGGCUCGCUGAGGAGCCGUCAGGGAGGAGUGGGCGGGGGGCGGCGGCGGCGGAGGCAGCGCUCCACCGGCAACAGAGAACGCAGCGUCCGCCGGCUAGAGAGCAACGAGCGGGAGCGCCAGCGCAUGCACAAACUCAACAACGCCUUCCAAGCGCUGCGCGAGGCCAUCCCGCACGUCAAGACCGACAAGAAGCUGUCCAAGAUCGAGACACUGACCCUGGCCAAGAAUUACAUCAAAGCUUUGACCACCAUCAUCCUGGACAUGUCAGGGGCCUGCCUGCCCGACGGCGGGGUCGCGUCAGAGGCCAGCGCCGCCAAGCUGCUCCAGUGCUACCAACAGCACCUGGAGGAGGAGGGCGAGGAGGGUCUCACCCAGUACCUCACCCACAUGCACAGCUUCAGCCAAGGCAGCUAGCAGCGGCCUCAGGGCGGCUUGGAGACCAGGGGAGCGAGCGAGAGGCCGGUCUCCGGCGGCAGAGAGAUGUUGUGGGAAGACAUUUCAAGGGCCAAAUCUGGAACGACCCCCAGUUCACACUGCUCUGAGAACUGGUCAGAAGUGGUGAUUUCUGCAGGAGCCUGUUCCACAUCGUAGACGUCUGACAUUAUAAACCCAAUGCGUCCGUCUAGAACUUGAUUUGAGGACCUUUCACCUGAAAGACACAAAGUCUGCAGACUGGACAGAGAAAUCAGACGGAAGACCGUUGUGAAAAGUGAACUCCUUUGUUACUGUACCCCAAAAAAAGAAGGGCUAAUCUUUUGCCAUUCUGUGUUUAUCUUCCUUCUUCUAGUUUGAGCUGAGGCUCGUUUGUGUUAUCUUGUGAUCUCAUUGUGUUUUCUGUUGAAAGCUGCCGAGCGUAGCCUCUAGUCAUAACUGUCGCAUCCAGGCAGAAACAGGAAGGCAAGCAAGCAGCCCUGAAUAUUUAAAAAUGCUGAAGAAAGUGUGUUUGCCCAUUUGCUCACGGUGACGACCUGCCACUAAUGUGAUAACUCGGUUGACUCGUCUUGCGGGUUGUGAACCUGCACAGUAGCUGUGAGGCGGAGAUGAUGUUUUAAGUGUAUGUUAUAUGAGUUUUUUGUGUCUCCACACGUCUUGAGGCAUGACUUUGUAGAAAAAAAAAAGAUUAGGCGAAGAGAAAAUAUUUGACGACUUCAAUAAACACAUUUAUUUAUUGACAA